Paramormyrops kingsleyae is the source of this 7164-nucleotide messenger RNA. RefSeq names its product cell adhesion molecule L1-like b (gene chl1b). Gene Ontology annotation, molecular function: cell-cell adhesion mediator activity. Gene Ontology annotation, biological process: brain development; cell-cell adhesion; axon guidance. Gene Ontology annotation, cellular component: axon; plasma membrane. Lineage: Eukaryota; Metazoa; Chordata; Actinopteri; Osteoglossiformes; Mormyridae. The record is from RefSeq and is a predicted model, not a curated record.
AUAGCCUUUAGAUGUGUCUUUGUGAGCAUGAUUGUCAGUGGCUUAAUGAGCUCCUUUGCCGGGCGAGAAGCUUUGGUAACAUAUGUCCCCACCGCGCCACUCAUUCCGCUCAGUGCUCCCGGAGUCGGACACAGAGCCAGUGAGAGCUUCACAGCGCUCCGCGGACACCGCCUGAGGUCACCGCGUCCUCGCUUUGGACUGGUGGCGCCGAGGAGGAGAGACAGAAAGGUUUUAUUAAACUCAGACUAUGGAACGGUGGAGGAAUAUGGAGCAGACUAAGUAAGCGCUCCAGUUUUCAUCCAUUCACGGCGAUCUCUGCGAAUUGGCAGCAUCUCUGCACGGCACCUGCUGAGGGAUUUUGUGACCAGAGGAGCAAAUUGGUCUUCCACGCCCGGAGAGUGAGAGGAGUGCACACAGCACGGGGAGCGGGACUCACGUGUUGAGCUUUGCACAAGGAGGGAAACGGAGCCGUGCUUUACCGCACGUCUGACUGAGAUGAACUGAGGCCGCGGACACGGUCGAGCAGCGUCACCUCAGGAUUUACACCAUUCCGGUCUGCAGCAGAGCGAUGGCGUCACCAUGGAGCUGCGGAGUAUCUGUCUUAUUGGGUCUGAUUUCCAGACUCAGCAUCUUUCACCCAGCCUGUGGCCUUGACAUCCCUCUGGAUGUAGUGUUAGGUCACCUAAACAUCGAGCAGCUGCCCAGCCUCACUGUGCAAUCGCCGAGCUCCGUGAUCGCCUUCCCCUUCGAUGAGAGAUACCCCAUGAAGUGUGAGGCCAGAGGAAACCCAGAACCAGAAUAUAGGUGGACGAAAAACGGGCAGGAAUUUGACCCCAACCAAGAUCCCAGAUUGAUAAAGGAGGAAGAUUCCGGCUCAUUUCUGAUCCCAAAUAGCGGAAACGUCACGGAAUACCAAGGAACCUAUCGGUGCUACGCCUCCAACAGACUAGGAACGGCCAUAUCUGAGGAGAUUGAAUUCAUCGUGCCCAACGUCCCAAAAUUCCCCAAAGAGAAGAUUAACCCCAUCGUGGUGGACGAGGGUCAGCCGAUCAUUCUGGAGUGUAACCCCCCCAAGGGAAUCCCCCCAUUGCAGAUCUACUGGAUGACCUUAGGUCUGCAGCACAUUGAGCAGGACGAGAGGGUCUCCAUGGGCCUCAACGGGAACCUGUAUUUCUCAAAUGCCCUGGAGAAGGACAGCCGCAGAGAUUACUGCUGCUUCGCGGCCUUUCCCCGGAUACGCACCAUCGUGCAGAAGACGGCCAUGUCCGUCAUCGUCAGGAAUACUACAUCUAUCAGUGGCUCAGAGUCUGGUACCCGUGCCAAUGCGCUCAUGGAAAGAAAACCCAGUCUUCUGGUGCCCUCUGGUGGUCAGACGGAGGUCAGGCUAGUGAAAGAGCAGGAACUGGAGCUUGAGUGCAUUGCAGAGGGAUUCCCUACUCCAAAAAUCGAAUGGACCAAAAUGGGCUCUGUGCUGCCUGAUCGCGCAAAAGUGGAGAGCCAUGGGAAACUGCUGAAGAUAUCAAGGGUCCAUGAAGCUGACAGCGGGAAAUACACGUGCAAAGCCAAGAACUCCAUUGGAGAAGUUGUCCAUAAGUUUCAUGUAACAGUGGAAGAGCCGCCCAGAUGGACCGAGAAGCCUGAGAGCCUUAUAAGCAUGAUCGGCGCUGAUGUCUUCAUUAAGUGUGCUGCCGCUGGAUUACCUCAGCCCACGAUAACGUGGAAAGUAAACGGACUGGCCCCUAGUGAUGUGCCAGUAUCAAAACGGAAGGUUUCCUACGAUACCAUUAGCCUUCAUAAUGUGCAGCCUGGAGACAGUGCUGUGUACCAGUGCGAGGCCUCCAACCGGCAUGGGACCCUCUUAGCUAAUGCUAACAUCCUGGUCAUGAACCUGCUCCCGAUGAUCCUGACUGGGGAUUCCCAGGAGUACGCUGCGGUGGUGGGCAGGAAUGUGAUGCUGCACUGCAAAGUUUUCAGCUCUCCACCUGCUACAAUCAGCUGGGUGAAGGACGACACAGCAAAGCCUGUCGAUGGAGAAAGAUUCUUUGUUCAUGAGAACGGAUCACUGGAAAUCAACUAUGUCACAAAAGAGGACAAUGGACAAUACACGUGUUUUGCUACAAAUAUGGAAGGGAAAUCAGCAAUUACUGCAAACCUGGAUAUAAAAGAUCCUACCCGAAUCGUGGAUCCACCUCAGGACUUGCGUAUUUUACGAGGAACCACAGCCCAAUUCACAUGCCAAGCUGACUACGAUAAGUCCCUGAGAGGUGACCUUGAGAUCUCCUGGGAGAAGGAUGACAUGGAGUUAGACUUCAACCUCACAGAGAGUAUGGGAUAUUUUGCAGAUGAUGGGAUACUACAGAUUGCCAACGUGAGCCACAAAGACCAGGGCAUGUACACUUGCCGGGCCAGAACCUCACUGGAUCAGGACAUAGCUUCUGCACAUCUCAUAGUGCUGGACGUCCCUGAUACACCAACCGACUUGGUCCUGUUUGAACACAAAGACAGGAGUGUUAGACUGAAGUGGGUGCCUGGGGACGACCACAACAGUUCGACCACAGAGUUCAUUGUUGAAUAUGAAGAGAGCCAGUGGGAACCUGAGAAGUGGAAGGAGAUGGUCCAGGUCGCCGGAAAUCAGACCUCGGCUCUCCUUAAGCUACACGGACAUGUGGAUUACCGGUUCCGAGUGGCUGGAAUGAAUGCUGUAGGAAGAGGAGAGUUCAGUGAACCCACCAGACGAUACAAAACUCCUCCUGCAGCUCCUGACAGGAAUCCCGAAAAUAUCAAAAUUGAAGGUCAUUUGCCAGAUGAGAUGGAUAUUAAAUGGGAGCCUCUGCUGCCCAUUGAACACAAUGGUCCAGGCCUGGAUUACAAGGUGAGCUUCAGACGUAAAAACGCAGAAGAGAAAUGGAAGGAAUUUGUGGUGAAAAGGCACUCCUUCAUUGUGAAGAACACCCCCACCUUUGUGCCGUACGAAAUCAAGAUCCAGGCCAAGAACCACCAGGGUUGGGGGCCAGAACCCAAAGUGGUGAUUGGCUAUUCUGGAGAAGACUUCCCUUCUGCGGCUCCAGAAGACGUGGCCAUCGACGUCUUGAAUAACACAUUGAUCAAGGUCACCUGGGCUCACGUCUCCCAGGACAAGCUGAACGGGCACCUGGGAGGAUACAGGGUGAACUGGUGGAGGUUCCGGAGCCUUCUGGACUCGCAGAGAGGCCAGGGGGAGAAGCAUUCGCUGACAUUUCCAGGGGACAGGAACCAUGCAAUAAUCCCAGGCCUGAGACCCUUCUCUGAGUACAGUCUGAUUGUCGUGGCAUUCAAUGGAAGGGGAAAUGGGCCGGGGAGCCACUCAGUGACCUUCAAAACCCCAGAGGGAGUUCCUGAGCAAAUCCCAAUACUGAGGGCCACUAAUGCCCAAAGAAAUUCCAUCACGCUUGUCUGGGCGCCCCCUCUAGAGGCCAACGGCGUCCUCACCGGCUAUUUCCUGGAAUAUCAGCUGAUCAAUGACACUGAAGACUUGGGGAAGCUGCAAUCCAUUAAUAUCAGCUCUCCUGACACCAACAAAUGGGUCCUGGAGAACCUGGAGCCUGUCAGCCGCUACAAGUUCUACCUGAGAGGCUGUUCCAGAGUGGGCUGCGGACCGGCCGUCAGCGAGGAGAGCACCACUGCCCUCGAAGCGAUCCCUACCCUCCUGAAUAUUAGUUCCCAUGUAACCGACAACUUUGCAAAAAUUAGCUGGAUUCCAGCGAGCGAGCACAAGGAUGCAGAAUUUUAUGUUGCGUAUAAGAAUAACCGUGAAGGUAACUGGAAGAUCUCAGAGGCAGUAAACACCUCUAGGAACUUCCACAUCAUUCAAGGGCUCGAACCCGGGACCGUGUACACUGUGCGCCUUUUGACUAAGAACUGGGUCGAUAAUUCUAGUAUUUUUGAAGAUGUUAUCAAGACCAGGGGGAAAGGUCUGGCCAGCAUUCACGGAGGCAUAUCCACACAAAGCUGGUUUAUUGGGUUAAUGUGCGCGGUGGCUUUUCUUACACUUACGGUCCUAAUCGCCUGCUUCAUCAACAGAAAUAAAGGGGGCAAAUAUUCUGUCAAGGAAAAGGAGGACCUGCACCCAGACGUAGAGUCACAGGGCAUGAAUGAUGACACAUUCUGCGAAUACAGUGACAAUGACGAGAAGCCGCUGAAGGGCAGCCUGCGCUCUCUCGAUGGGGACAUAAAGGCCACAGACAGCGGGGACAGCCUGGUGGACUACGGGGACGAGGAUGGACAGUUCAAUGAGGACGGCUCAUUCAUCGGCGAGUAUGCGGGGCGCAAGGCGCGGGAGUCUAUGGAAGUUAAAGGGACUGCUCCAAUCAGCGCGUGAGGACAGGAGUGUUAAGAUCCAUCCCUAGGACACCACUGUGAUGUCAUUUGUGGACCACCCUGUGAUGUCAUUUGUGGAUGGAAGUAUGAAAUAAUUGGCUUCAUCUAUGCGGAGGACUGAAAGUCCACACAGAAGUUAAGAUGGUGCCUUCAGCCCAUCUCCACCUUGAUUCUAUGUGGCUCAGUGCCUGUUUAUUGUUAAAGAUUUGCGAUCAUUCCUAAAUUUAUAUAUUUCAGUGGCUUUUUUAUAUCACUGUAAAACUUUAGGUUGCUGACUGCUUUUUUGAAUGCAGCAACUCUUUGUAUUUCAGUCAUAUGUACAAAAUAAAAAGACACAUUUCCGUGCAAAGUGUGGUUUCUCACGCAGCUUCUCAAGCCAGCGUUUCUCUGUAUAACCGCAUGCAGGUGUUCUGUGCAUAUGUGUGUUUGUGUUCUUCAUUCGCCAAGGAUAUUGUUGCAUUUUAUAUUUGAGGUACAGACUUUACCUGCAGUUUUAUAGUAUAUUAAACCAUGUACAUACUCAAGUAUUUCUUGUUUAACUAUCUUCACACACGCUUGAAAAAUUGGUAGGGAAUGUGUUAGGAUUGAUAAUUAAACAGAAUUGUAGUCAAACAAAAUAGACUUCAUCUUGGGCUUGUGAAGAUCAUUGUAUCAUAAACAUAUACUGUAAAUUUACGUGGUGCCUUCAUUUUUUAUAUAAUCUUCACAUUUUAUUUUUGUGCAGUUUUGCCAUUAUAAACACAUCAGUUAUGACAUCAUACAUUCAGAGAAGACAUUAGCUAUAUAUCCGACCCAAGAUACUAGUUCCAAGCUAAGUAAGCAUUAUAUUACAGUUAUCAGCAUACAGUAGUUAAUUAAUGGGAAGCAUUGAAAAGCACACAAAUGUUAAGAAAUAGUAUAAUAUUGUGACAAUGAUGCAUUGUUCUUUUUAAUUAGCCAUCUUUAUCAGUCUGCAGUGAAAAAAAGAGCUGAGGUCAUAUUGCCUAAAAUGACCUUUUUAACUGUGCUUGUACUAUAUUAAUUCAACAUCCUUCCAUAUCAGUUUUAUCAAUUUCAUUCUAGUUUGGGUGGUAAAACUAAAAAACUGCUGAUACGGAGGCCUCAGGGAAGGAAUAUCAGGAGCAAAAUGUCAGCUUGCAGUUAGACGAAUGUUUAUAUAAUUACUGCCUUUUUUGUUAUGGGGAGUAACAUGUCUAACGCAUGGUAGUGGUAUCACUGAAUUACUGUUUGUAAUUGGUCAUCAUCUAAAAACAAUAUUCAUGAUGCAUGGAGUAGUGUAGUAAGAUUAAUGAACAAAAAGUGUAUGCUUUCCACUAAUAAACAUUCAUAAAGUGAAAGUCUGUACUUCCAAAUAUCACUCCUAUGGAUUUAUACUUGGCAGUUGAAAGGAAGGAAUGUGAUUAUUUUUCCUUGUACCUAAGGAUGUGCAAAGAGAUGUUUGUUUUUUUUAACUUUCUUAACUGGUAAUACCUGAAGAAUGUGAUAGAAAUAAAGAUGAAAUAAUGUAGCAAGUGAGUUUGUAUUACUGUCAUUUGAUGUCAGCCAGAAAAAUGCAUGCGAUUCUUCUACGUUCUGUUGAAAGUUACACUCUACUGAAAUGUUGCGAGGUGAGAUCGAUUAAUCAGACAAUAUGGAUUUGGCAGCGUUUUACUCUACAUCAUAAAAAUGCAACAGUUCAGCUUUUGUUUGAAAACGUUGAAUUUGCAAAAAAAAAAAUGUAUAAAGAAACAAAGCAACUCAACGUUUCAGCUAUCCACCCUCUAAGACACCACUAUCAAAAGCUACAAGUUAAAUGAGUAACAAACAGCCCUGCAGUUGUUCUGCUGUAAUUUAAUUUUCACCAAGUUCCUUUGCAGAAAAGCUUUGGCCUCUGUAUUCAGUCAAGCUAAAGAUGGACGAAUUGAAAACAGAAAGGUCACUCUCAAUGAGACAGGAUGUCGAAAACCCUGUAAGACUUGAGGGAACAUUUUCAAGUAAGAAGCCUGAAAACGAAUUCACCUAAAUCACCUUGAACAUUAUAAAUAACAUAAAACUCAGGUCAAACUAGGCAUUUCCCUCUACGGCCCCAAUGAAAGCUCACCUUGUGAAACGCUAGAAGAACUGGUGAGUUAAAAUGCAGGAGGAAUAUGAGCAACUCUGUCCCAUAAAUCUGUGCCCCCAGCGGCUGGUAACAGGGCUGCUCUCAGCUUCCAGCUCGCAUCCUUAAUGGCGUAUUUAACUAUAUUUGGUGCAUAAGGGAGCAAAGGUCCAGGUCUGGACUUUUUGGUUCCAAUCGUUACCAUCUGCACAUCUCAGGAAGCCGUGAAAGUCUGACCAUCGUGUAAAAGAGAAAGAAAGCUAGAAUGUCUACUUUAUUAUAUACUUCUCUUCUUCCACUGGAGACAACUGCCAUUUAAUACAAAUUUCAAUUCUGGAAUAAGAAGUUUAAACAAAAUGAAUGAAAUCUCUCACCUAAUAAUAAUUUCUUUACAUAAAAUUUUCAGCUGCCAAAUUUUGUAUUGCUUAACUAUAACACUAUAUUGCACAUUCUUAUUUGAAUAAGGAUAGUGAUUUCAUUUUUGAACCAAAGUAUGAUUUCUUUUGUACUUGUAAAAAAUGUUUUAUCAUUACCUUGAACUUGUAUCAAGUUUAACAUUGACCCAUUAUUGUCUGUAUAUUGACAUCUAUUUGUGAAGUUAAGUAGUUGAAUUUGUCUUUAAUGAAGGCUAAUUACGAAAAACAACACAAAUGUAAUAUAGGUUCAUUGUGUUCUUUCUGUUGAUGUAAUGUGUUGCUGUUUUGAAGUAAUAAAAUUAUAUUCCAUCAAAA